GGCAUGGCUUUUCAUACUGUGCAAAGUUGCCCUGAGCAAUCGGCAGUUGGCUUGUGACACCUGAGUCAGGACCACUUUGUCGAGUGGCUCACUAAUGGCUCACUAGGGUUCCAGCCCCCACCCACGUCUCGUCGGUGCAUUCGGUGUCACUCUUUUGGGCCUGCUCCGGAGAGGCCCACUGGUCCGGAUGAAGCAUUCGAAAGAGGAGGCAUGGUGGACGCACUCCAGCGGCACUCCAGCGCCUCGGCUGCAGCUGCAGCAGAAAAAGCUCCACGCUGUUCCACCUCAGCUAUCCGUCCACCUUCAGUCGCUCCAGCCAACCUGGAUUCACCUCACUUCCUCCGCUUGCACCACACGCCGCCUCGCCUGCCUUUGCCGCGAAUGAUGAGCAAUCCUUGCAACCUCGUUUUGACACCAAAGUUUGUGCGGGCUUUCGCACAGAGCAUCUCUAUCAUUUGGCCAAUCUUGCGCUUGGUGAUCGAAACGGGCAGACCUAUGAAAGAUCUUGUUUGAUGCAUCCAUGAACUCGGUUUGGUGUCGGGUGUUUGUCGGCCAUUUGGUCAAAGAGCUUUACUAAGCAAGAGAGAGUGACGUGCUUUUUGCUUGAGACACACCUGGCUGGGUCACCUCGGAAUCUUCCAUCAUUUUUGAUCGAGACUCAGACGGUGUGCAUCCGGGAGUCAUUGGGAUCUCUUGCAGAGCUACUCUGGCUGCGCAUGUUUGAUCCAAACCGUUGAGAUUGACUGCCUUUGCUCAAAGGUCCAGCUUUUGAGCCUUGACGGGCGGGAAUGACAGCUUCGAAGAAGUGCGACUUGGUCGCUGCUUGGGAGGUCGACUCUGGUCACUUUCUGGUCACUCUGGUUCUUGCUAGCUGCCAGUGCAAGCAAAGAGCUCCGCGGCGCCUUUGUUCGAUUUCGGAACAGCCUUGGUGAACUCUGACAGUUCUUAUGUCUCAAGAAGCCAUCGAUACCACGCACACGGCAACAUUGGAAGCUCGCUUUAUCCUGGACCUCAACGGCCAACGUCCUUUGUUUCCCUGGCACUUCCAGGUGGGGAGACUCUGCCAACGCGAUGUUUAUUACACCAAUGCAGCCAAUGCAUGAGGAAUCAGUGUUUUGGUUUCGACACAUUGUUUGUGCUUCGCGCGAAACGGGAACUGCAGGUUGGUCGGGUUGGUAUCCCAAUUCAUCCUUUCUUCAAAUCCACCAAUGCAAACAAAGUGACGGCAGACUUCUGAAAUAAGUGGGUCAACAUCCUGAGGUCGUAGCACCAGUCUGGGAGUCCAUCGCAAGAAUCCAAGAGCUUCCCUGCUUUGAUUGUUGGCCAGAAUGAGUCGAUUUCCUGGCUUUCCAAACUUAGACCGAGCUUCCUAGCUUCUCAAAAAUCAUUUACAACAUGUUGUACACUUGAAGUAUUUCAUCAUGUGUUUCCCCUUGCUUUUUAAGCACAAAUAUCUGGAUUGCCUUGACUCGGUUUUUGUGCCGUUGGAUCGGCACCGUGGCACCGCAGGCGGGGCUUUCGAACUCGCAGGUGCCACGGUGGCUCGUCAGUUAGAAGCAAGGUGCUCGUUUUCGAUUGGACCCUGUGGGAGACGUUUCAGCACCCGUUGGUAGACUGAAGACCCCCCUGCAACCCAAAGGUGAGGCUUUCUAGGACUAGUUCAAGCUUGAGAUAGUCACUAGAAGCUGCUGGGCGAGAAUCCAAGAACCAUUGUCUGCCUCUUGUGCCGCCUCUUGUGUUUCUAUAUCUUCAAGAGUCCUUUAGCGCCGAGAGGUUGAUGUUUCGACCAAUCAAAAAGAGGUGGAAGCUGCCUCUGAGGUGGAAGGACAGUGAUGGGCAGCGCGAAGGUUUAGACACCGCCUUUCUUCUGAGACCCUCAGAUAUCAGUCGCGAUGUUCUAGAAUGUUCUAGAGAGAUUCAAGGCAUCCGUUGAAAAGAAGCUGUUCAGAUACUCAGUUCAAUUGAGAAACCAAUGCUGUUCUUGUUGCUCCAAGCCAGCGCCAUAUAUGAUGAUGGCAAGAAACCAUGAGAGCUCACAGGCGCACCCGAAUGAACGAAGCUGCGGCGUACCCGAAUAUCCACUUCUUGGACCUGAGCAUCGCAGAAAACGAUCGAAGCAGUUCAACGAUCGAAGCAGAACAGUUCUGUUGUUGUUUUGGACAACGAAUCUCAUCGAAGCGAUGAACGUCAAGGAGAGUCUAAGACGAUGCGAAGUGAGUCCGGGACCUUCGACGGUGACACGUGGCUCACGGGGCUCACUUCUCGAAAUUCGAGCGAGGCACUUCCGGUACGAAGAGUGAGCACUUCUCGG
Molecule: messenger RNA, 2311 nt
Organism: Durusdinium trenchii
Lineage: Eukaryota; Dinophyceae; Suessiales; Symbiodiniaceae
Source: the annotation of a GenBank genome assembly